Leptopilina heterotoma is the source of this 2629-nucleotide messenger RNA. Its product is annotated as orexin receptor type 2-like. Bases 333 to 1904 code for a protein of 523 amino acids. Gene Ontology annotation, biological process: G protein-coupled receptor signaling pathway. Gene Ontology annotation, molecular function: neuropeptide Y receptor activity. The transcript has 9 exons. Gene Ontology annotation, cellular component: membrane. Lineage: Eukaryota; Metazoa; Arthropoda; Insecta; Hymenoptera; Figitidae. The record is from RefSeq and is a predicted model, not a curated record.
UUCAGUUUACUCGUAACUUCCUUUCGUAAAGUUUCAACCGGUUAUAAUCGCGUGUCAAUUAGAAUUCUUUUUUUUCUUUCACUUACUUUCAAAAUUCUACUAUUAUUAAAUAAUAAAAAAAUUUUUUUUCACAUCAGAAAAUGGGAAGAAUUAUCAUUUCUAAAUAUAAUUUAAAUUAUUUAGAGGCAUUUCAUUCAAAAAGUGUUAAAUUUAUAGGAACAAAAUAUAAAGUGUAAUUAAAAUGAACUCAACAUUCGUCUGCAGAAUAGAUUUUUUUGGGAAAUAAAAAAAAACCAUCACCUGAGCGGAAAGUUGAAAAAGAACCCUAAGCCAUGGAUGACAGAGGAGGCACAUGGCUGAACAGCUCAUCGAACAAUGAUGACAAGAGUUAUAACGAUACCUUCAAGAUAGAGGAAAUGAAUGAAAUCUUGCAAGAAUUUUACGAUAAUCUCACAAAUCAGACAAAUUAUUUAUUAAUUACUGUCUAUGUGCCAGUUAUCGUUCUGGCUAUUGCAGCAAAUAUCCUCGUCAUCGUCGUUGUAUUCAAAUAUCAUUACAUGCGAAGUGUAACGAAUUACUUUGUAGUGAAUUUGUCGAUUGCUGAUCUCUUGGUAACAUUGAUCUGCAUGCCGAUGGCUGUGAGUCAAGCAGUUUCUAUUUUAUGGGUCUAUGGAGAAAUAAUGUGCAAACUCUUCUUCUAUCUCCAAGGUGUUGCAGUAGCUGCUUCUGUCUUCACUAUCACUGCUAUGAGCAUUGACAGAUACUUAGCAAUUAGGAGUCCCAUUGCCUUUCGAAGGGUAUUUAAUAAGAAAACAACAAUAAUAGUCAUUGUUCUCUUAUGGGUCGUUUCAUUAACUAUCUUCGCUCCUAUUUUAAGGGCUGUGACACUACAAAAUCCAAUUACUGAUUUGGAUAAUAUUACUCUCGUUGGACAAUGGAUGAACGAUAAUGACUUUCAACGAGUGAAACCACAGCAAUAUUAUGUAUGUUCAGAAGACUUUAAACCAGUGGGAAUUCACGCCCAUAUUUUCGGUGCUGUUUGCUUUGUGCUUGUUUACGCAAUACCGGGUUUCAUUGUCAUCAUCUCCUAUUCGAUGAUGGGCCGAACCCUUUGUGCCAGAAAGCCACCCUUCGAUUGCGACAGUAUCGAGGGAAGUGCCAGCUCUCAACAAGGAUUCCGACUGGUUCGUGAAAGAAGACGAGUGGCUUGGAUUUUACUGAUACUUGCAAUUCUCUUCGCUCUAUGUUGGUUGCCCUACAACGUUCUGAGAUUGCUUAUCGACUUAGGACUAAUUAGUGAAGGAAGAACGAUAUCGGACGUGCUCUCAUAUUGUCUAUUUCUGGGACACGCAAACAGCGCCCUCAAUCCCAUGGUAUACUGUUUUAUGACAAGAAAUUUUCGACGAAGCGUCUCCGAACUUCUGUGUCGCAAUUCCCAUGGGCUUUCACGUAGAAAAACCCAUCGAAAAACUCUGGGGAGCACUAUGGAAGUGUGCGUCGGCUGCCACGGAAGGCAUCAGCGCGUUAUCAAGGACCGUCAGAUUGGAGGUACAAUUAUUCAGGGAGAAGGAGUGCAAGGAGUCCAGCAGAGCUUCCGGCGCAGUGCAACUGCUUCGAGCAGCGGCUGUGACAGCUUUUACAAUCGUCACAGUCCACAUCGUCGUUGCUAUAUGUUGAAAAAUUUACCGCCAGAGAUUAGGAGAACUCAGGAGAGUAGUUGCACAAUUAGUAAGCUGAAUUCUUGUGAUAAUGACAAAAUUCGUAAAGCCAGUGUUCUUAGUGUCCAAACAAGUACUGUACUAUUGCACAGUAAUAAUGGACAUAAUUCAAAUAAUUCUCAUGACACUAAAAAGACUAAUGUCACAACAACAACAACAACGGAUAAUAAUGAACAAGCAAGUUGAUUUAUUUUAACCUCCUCUCAUAUCUAAAUUAUGUAAUUAUAUUUAAAGAAAGUCAUCUUUUCUUGGAUGAAAUUUUUUCUAAACUUAAUCAUAAAAUUAAUUUUAUAUUCUUAAAUUGCAUUUGAAAUUUCUACUUAUACGGAUUUCUGAAAAUUUAAAAUUUUCUGACAUAGUGUCGGUAAAAGUCAACUUAUAAUAAGAGUAACUCAUGUACGAAAGGGCAUGUCCCGUUUAUAAUUAAAUAAAUAAUUCUUUCCUCGAUUAAGUAUCACAGCCACACAAAAAAAAGUUUCUUGAUCUGGGGUCGAGACAUGUAUUCCUAUGUAUUUUUUAUGCCAGUCACCCCGAAAACUAAACCCCCGAGUAAUGAUUUCUAACCGAAUCUAAAAGUUUUAAGAAAAGUCCGCCAUAUUUAUUCCGCCAUUUUGAAUUUUGAAAAACGAACAUCGGAUUCGUCAUCAGCGACCCUGAGUAACAACUUUUAUCAACUUUGGUCCAAUUUUAAAAUUUUUGCCACUUUUUCUUGUGUGGCUAUGAAUUUCGCAGAAAAGUCCGAUCACUAUUUUCGAAAACGCUGACUGAUUCCUUAAUUCCUUAAUUUUAUCCUAAUAGGAUUAUCGUAAGACUGAAAUAAUUUUUUUCCCAGUUCUAAAAAAAAUGCAUAAAUAAUAUUUUGUUAUUAAGGGGGAUAAAUUAGUUGAAAUGGUCAAAAAAAAUCUUUUUAA